This is a messenger RNA of Hippoglossus stenolepis (Pacific halibut), 2828 nucleotides long. It is a transcript of the gene ubald1a, whose product is annotated as UBA-like domain containing 1a. Gene Ontology annotation, molecular function: protein binding. The record is from RefSeq and is a predicted model, not a curated record. The coding region runs from base 342 to 824 and encodes 160 amino acids. NCBI's taxonomy places the organism in Eukaryota, Metazoa, Chordata, Actinopteri, Pleuronectiformes, Pleuronectidae. The transcript is spliced from 3 exons.
UUGCCGGUUAACGUGUCGUUAAGUGUGAAACAUUAAGAUAAUCGGUCGGAUUAAAGACGCGCCGCUCCGAGACCCUCCGCUCCGAGCAUACAAAUCCCACCGGCGGCGCUCCGCCCUGAUUGGCUGCGCCCUCGCGUCAAUCACGCGGCGUUCCCCCUUCCACUACCGCUCCUACAGUAAAUAUUUGUGUUUGCUCAACCGGCUGUAAUGGUGGACGACUGAAGGCAGGGGAGCGGAAUACAACUGGGCUGAAGAAGAACACGCAAACCGAGAGAGGACCAGUCACGAAGAGAGCUCCAGAGCCAGCCGCCGCGAGUUAGGACACCGGGCUUCGUCGAAAAAUGGAUGAACUCAAACAUCAAGUCAUGAUUAACCAGUUCGUCCUGACGGCGGGUUGUGCGGCAGACCAGGCGAAGCAGCUUCUGCAGGCGGCACACUGGCAGUUCGAGACUGCCCUCAGUGCCUUUUUCCAAGAAACAAAUAUUCCAUACGGCCAUCAUCAUCAAAUGAUGUGCACCCCAGCCAACACACCAGCGACGCCCCCCAACUUCCCGGACGCGCUGACCAUGUUCUCGCGGCUGAAGGCGUCCGAGAGCUUCAACAGCGGCAGCGGCGGCAGCCCCAUGGCCGCCUCCAUGGCCACCUCGCCCCCGCCCCCCCAGGUCGGCGGCUGGGGGGUCUCACCUAACGUGCCGCAACCUCCACAGGGACUCUGGACUCAGGGGCAGCCCCCCACGCAGCCCUGCCCUGCCUGGCCCACGGGUGUCAACCCGCACGGGGGCACUGAGCAGAAGGCUAGUGUAGUGAUGGAGGCAGAGAGAUGAAGGGCCGCACAGGACUGAGAAGCCCCCUCACCCACCCCCCCGGGGGAGGGAAGGAAAGGGGGUAUAAAGGUGGGGAGGGGUGGGGAGGAGAUAUGGGUAAAAAAUAUGGGUUUCGGCCUUUCUUUCCCAAAAGUCGGAUGGACGGACGGAAAGAGAUGGAAACUACGCAAACCAAGAAAAACUCAACGAGGACAAUUUAAGAAGAGGAGAAAACCAAUGCAAACGUCAAUACAAAAAUAGAAAGAAAAAAAAGAUACGCACACACAUAGUAAUAAGAGAGCAACUGAAAUCUUUGUUAGUUUUUUCCUAAGUAAAUGCAUAGAUAAGAGAAAUAUUAUUGAACUAAAAAAAAAAACUGAAAUUAAAAAAAAAAAAAAUUGUCACGCCCAAGGAUUCUAUGUGAUGUUCAAGGACAUUCAAGGCAGCAAACUUAAUUUUCUGUUUUUUUUUUGUUAAGGUUUUUUUUCUUUUUCGUCUUUUCAGCCAGUGUGUUUUUCUGUCACUGGCGUUCUGUGUUUCUGCAACUGUCUGUGCUGCAUGAGGAGAGAGGAAGUCGCAAUGCAGUGUUUUUAAGAUUGACUCAAAAAUCAUCACGCACUUAAAGUGUGAGUGUGUACGCAUGUGAGCGGGUGGUCAAGUUUGUAAUCAAAAAAUGUACACACACAUACACUCAUACAGUAUAUAUUGACACACGUCUAGAGGAAACGCCUCCAUACUGUCACCCCCAUCGUCAAAGGUGGGACUUUUGUUACCUCACCUGGUGGUCACCUGACUUCUCUCAGCCAAUCAGGGAUUUCUUCUUAAACCAACCAUUGCCACCACCGACACAGGACAUGUUUUUAAAGGUUUCUUUUCUUAAAGGCAGCAGCCGCUCUCUGGUUUAUGCCAAGUGAUUCUCGCAGCGAUGGCUUUUUUCCUGACACAGUUUUAAACACGGAGUCAGACUACAACUGUCCACUGGAGAUUUGGGUUAUUAUUUACAAGCGAAACAAGCAGUCGUGGUUUUAAUGUAAUAUAUCGUUUUUAAUGCUAAUUGUUCUGUUUUUGUUGAUAGGUUGAGGGAGGAGGCUUUGAACUUGGGUGGGACUUCAGGUUUUUUUUUUUUUUUGAAAGAGUGAAUCAAACGCAACUUAAAAUGGCCACAUAUUUAAUAAAUGUAAGCGAAACACGACUACUCCAUCUUUGUAAACAGAAUUGCCACUUUGCAUGAUGUGUUCAUAAUGUGUAAAAUCUUUUGUAGCAAAUAUACAUGAGGUCGAGACACGUCUAUGGGAGGGGGUGGAGUUUAAGGCGAGGGAGGGGUGGUUGGUGUUAUUCCCAAAGCUAAAAGAAAUGCAAUAGUCAAAGUGUCUUGUUCCAUAUGAGAAACAAAAGAAGAAGAAAAUGGGUUUGGGGCAGCUGGGGGGAGCCCACCACAAGCGAUUUUGGGACACUACAGACUACUUUCAGAUAUACAGUAUAUAUAUAUAUAAAUAUAUAUACCCUCAGUUAGUGUACUACAGAGGGAUUUUUACAACGUUUAGGUUUGAAGUUUUGACCAGUCCCUGGUCCAUUGAUACUGCUGAGGGACAGUUCAGGGAUGACCCUGACAUACGGCAAUAUUGAAAUGCUGGGUCUGCCCAUUUUUUUAGUUUGUCCUGUUUGGAUUAUUUUUUACAUUCGAUAAAAGCAGGCAGAGUAAGAUGAGAUAUUUUGAAUAGCUGACAGUCUUUUUUUAAAAAGAUGAUUAGGAAAAAAAAAUUAUGGAUAUAAUAAUGACUAAAUAACCAACUUCCUUUUUUAUUAUUUAGAUUUAAACUAAUGUUCGAGUUCAUCCUUUUUUCCAUGCUUCAUACUUUAUUUGGUAAAAUCAGAGUUUCUGGGUGGGCCUGUUCCUAAAUGGUUUCUCAUGUAUGUUCCCCCCCUUGUAUGACUGUAUGAGACCAUUCCCACAAUAUUUGUGGACUACCUGAUAAUUAACUUAUCAUUUUUGUGAACCUAAAUAAAUAUUGUAUGUCAAUCUAA